Messenger RNA from Cyclopterus lumpus (lumpfish), 1875 nucleotides. It is a transcript of the gene lingo1b, whose product is annotated as leucine rich repeat and Ig domain containing 1b. The transcript has a single exon. The record is from RefSeq and is a predicted model, not a curated record. Gene Ontology annotation, molecular function: protein binding. Bases 1 to 1875 code for a protein of 624 amino acids. NCBI's taxonomy places the organism in Eukaryota, Metazoa, Chordata, Actinopteri, Perciformes, Cyclopteridae. Gene Ontology annotation, cellular component: plasma membrane.
AUGUCUCCACAGGUAAGCAGUAGGAUGGUGUUGGGGGAGGCGGGGGGGCACAGCUACUUGGUGGCAUGCUGGCAGCCCAUCCUGAUCCUGAUGCUGGGCACCGUCCUGUCCGGAUCCACCACCGGUUGCCCCUCGCGGUGCGACUGCAACGGUCAGGAGCGCUCGGUCGCGUGCCACCGACGGAGACUGGCGGCGCUCCCCGAGGGCAUACCCACGGAAACGAAGAUGCUGGACCUGAGCAAGAACCGCCUGAAGACUCUGGGGAACGAGGAGUUCAUCGAUUACCCUCAGCUGGAGGAGCUGCAGCUCAACGAGAACACCAUUUCGUCCAUCGAGCCCGGGGCUUUCGGCAACCUCAUGAACCUUCGAACUCUAGGUUUGCGCAACAACCAGCUCAAGCUCAUUCAGCUGGGGGUGUUCACAGGCCUGACCAACCUCACCCAGCUGGAUAUAAGCGAGAACAAAAUUGUCAUUCUGCUCGACUACAUGUUCCAGGAGCUGUACAACCUGAGGGCGCUGGAGGUGGGCGACAACGACCUCGUAUUCAUCUCACCCCGAUCAUUUCACGGCCUCAGCAACCUUGAAAGCCUCAACAUUGAGGGAUGCAAUCUGCCCUCGGUGCCCACGGAUGCCCUCAGCCAUCUGCAUAACCUGCUGUCACUUCGAUUGCGCUAUCUCAACGUCACCGUCAUGAGGGAUUACUCCUUUAAGAGGCUGUACCGGCUCAGAGUGCUGGAGAUUUCCCAAAUGCCUGCGCUGGAUACCAUGACCGGAAAAUGCUUGUUUGGGCUCAACCUCACAUCGUUGUCCAUCACAAACUGCAAUCUUACUGCCAUCCCCUACCAAGCCAUCAGUCACCUGAGAUAUCUCCGCUUUCUGAAUCUAUCGUUCAAUCCCAUUCACACCGUGGAAGGGAACAAAUUGUACAAUCUACAGAAGCUCCAAGCUUUUCAUUUGGCCGGUGGGAGGGUGGCUGACAUUGAGCCCUACUCUUUCCGAGGACUGAACCACCUCCGUGUACUCAAUGUAUCCAGCAAUAGCCUGAGCACCCUGGAGGAGUCUGUCUUCCACUCAGUGGGGAACCUGGAGACACUGGCGUUGUACGACAACCCGUUGGCCUGCGACUGUCGCUUGCUCUGGGUCUUCCGCCGGCGGUGGAGGCUCAACUUUAACAGACAGCAGCCCAUGUGCGCUUCGCCCGAGGUUGUUCAAGGAAAAGAGUUCAAGGACUUCCCAGACAUUCUCCCUUCCGACUAUUUCAUCUGCCAGAAAUCAAAGAUCAUGGAUUAUAAGGUCAAAGAGAGCCAUGUGGAUGAAGGGACUACCGUUCAUUUCACUUGCCAAGCUGAGGGUGAUCCGAUCCCUGUGAUAAUGUGGCUUUCCCCUAAGAAGGACUACAUCACGACCAAAACCGCGGGGUCAAGACUUUCUGUGUCUAGCGAGGGCACAUUGGAGGUCCGUUACGCCCAGAUCCAAGACAACGGCACCUACUUGUGCAUUGCAAGCAAUGCAGCGGGCAACGACACCAAAGCUGCUCACCUUUUUGUGCAUAGCUACUCCCCCAAUUGGCCCCACCAGCCAAACAAGACAUUUGCCUUCAUCUCCAACCAGCCCAGCGACGAAGGUGCCAAUGUGACCCGGGCCUCGGUUCCAUUUCCAUUCGACGUGAAGACCCUCAUCAUCGCAACCACCAUGGGAUUUAUCUCUUUCCUCGGAGUCGUCCUCUUCUGUCUUGUAAUAUUGUUCCUCUGGAGUCGAGCGAAACACAACGUAAAGUCAAGUAUAGAGGUUGAAUAUGUGCCGCCACGUAAAGAGGAGCCAGAGGAGGCCAGUCCAACUGAGGCACCCGUACAAUUCAACAUGAAAAUCAUGUGA